GUACAAAUGCCGCUUAUGCUUCCAUUACCUCUCCCGUAUUCACAAUUUUCUUGCUCAUGUUUUUAAGUGGGAUGCCAUUAAACGAACGUCCCGCACAUGAAAAACAAUGGAAGCAAGGAAACUGGAAUGAUUACUCCAAAUAUCUUGAGCGUACUUCUGUAUUAAUACCAUUUCCACCAAGUCUUUAUAAACCAUUACCGCGAAUAAUUAAAAGUACCUUAUUUUUGGAAUUUCCUCUGUAUAGAUAUGUACCUGAUUUAGAAAAUGGUGAUCAAAGUGGUUUAACUAGAGAUGGUGCAAGUGUAAAUGGUGAGAGUAGUGGUAAUGUUAAUGUCGCUAGAAAUGAUCAAUAA
Messenger RNA from Funneliformis caledonium, 353 nucleotides. NCBI's taxonomy places the organism in Eukaryota, Fungi, Glomeromycota, Glomeromycetes, Glomerales, Glomeraceae. The record is from the annotation of a GenBank genome assembly.